This is a messenger RNA of Protopolystoma xenopodis, 312 nucleotides long. Lineage: Eukaryota; Metazoa; Platyhelminthes; Monogenea; Polystomatidea; Polystomatidae. The record is from the annotation of a GenBank genome assembly.
AUGGCAACACAAGAUGACUAUGGCCUACUGCGAGCGCUUGACGCUUUUGAGGGUUCUUCGUGUCCACUCGAGACCGCUGCUGUCAUUCGUCGAGGCACUGGUUUCUACGCUACACCAGCUCGAAUGGCCUUCGGCUCGCAGUGUCUGCUGUCGGCUCGCAGACACUGGUUUGAGAGUUCGAGUCCCGAGACGACUAACAGCUCACCAGAGAAGAACGUCGCCCUUGCACAGACAACAAGGCAGACUUGCUGGCAGGAGGCUAGUCACAGAGAUGCCCACCGAAUGAUUGACUUUCGGGAGAAAAGUAAUUAA